Molecule: messenger RNA, 1403 nt
Organism: Stomoxys calcitrans (stable fly)
Lineage: Eukaryota; Metazoa; Arthropoda; Insecta; Diptera; Muscidae
Exons: 3
Coding region: 511-969 (152 amino acids)
Biological process (GO): positive regulation of voltage-gated potassium channel activity; regulation of synaptic transmission, cholinergic; sleep
Source: RefSeq, a predicted model, not a curated record
AAUUCGAUUCCAUGCUAUUCACCGGUCGCUCGGUUGCUUGGUCUCGGUCUACGUUACUAGUACGUCUGUGUGCGUGUCAGUGUAUAGCCGAACUCACUUCAGUGGAUUCAGGGGGAUUUUCAUUUUCAAUUUUUAUUUUAGUUUGCGUUUAGUUGUCAACGCGUUGGUUUCGUAGAAGAAAGAAAAAGUUCUGCUUACGAGGAAGUGAAGAGGCAAUAAUAGCACAAAUUUCCAAAAAAAAAAGAUAUUUAUGAAGAAGAAUUUUAACAAGCAAUAGAAAAGAUAAUAAAAAGAAAAAAAGAAAAAUAAAAUAGAUUAAUUUAAAUUGGCGCGCGCUUUAAUUUUCAGCAAGAGCAAACACGAAAAAAGAUAUUUGUAAAAAUUCAGAAAGAAGAGUUACAAAAAGAAGAUAGGCUUAAGAACAAAGCCAAUACAAGUGAAGGAAAAUUUAUAUAAAAAUUUUUAAUUAAUAAAUUUAUUGAAACAAAUAAACAAAAACAGUUUGGAAACAUGUCAUUAUCUCUGGGAUAUAUCUUUGGAUUUCUUUUGGCCGCUGUCUUAUGCCUCAAUACAGCCGAUGCCGUUUUAAAGUGCUGGCGCUGUGCCACAGAUGUCUCCAAUGGGGAAUUCUGUAAUGACCCCUUCAAUCCCAGUGCCAUUACAGAGCAACAACGCUAUUGGAGCUAUGUCAACUGCACCUAUACGGCGGGUGUAAGGUCAGUGAAUGCCAGACCCGUGUGCAAGAAACUUGUGCAGGAAGUUUACGAUAAACGUGUCAUAACACGUUCCUGCUUCUAUGAGGAUGUGGAUGACCCGGCAGAUAAGUGUGCCCGCGACACCACUUCAUCGUAUGUGAAGACCAUCUUUUGUGAGACUUGCAGUAGUGAUGGCUGCAAUGGUGUCUCAGGCCUUAUGCCCUAUGCAACGCUCUUGGGACUAACAGCUGUCAUAGUGAACUUAAUCAAAUAAAUUCGCAUUGCAAGUGCAACGUCAUUUGUCUAUUGACGCCAACAGGCAGCUAUGAGUUAUGCUCCUGUGUAGCAAAAUGCGCUUUAAAUUGAAUCUCUCUUUCUUUGGAAACAACAUCAUUGAUAGUCCUUAAGUAAAAUCACCAGAAUUUUGUAAAAAAAAAAAAAUAAUUUUUUCAUGCGCAACACUUAUUCAUAUGGUAAUUUCUGUUUUCAUUUGUAGCAAGCUUUAAUUAAAACUAUUUAUUUAUAUAUCCUGAUUGUGGAAGUCGAAGAAAAUAUGGUUUCAUAUCAAAUUAUUAUUGUAGAGACACAAAAAGCUAUUCCCUCAUUGUAGAAUAUUUGUCACUCAUUUAACUACACCCUAUCACAUUUUCUCAAAAUGGCACCUAACAAUUAGCAUUUUUUUUUUGUACAAUAUCCGAAGUAAACUCA